Molecule: messenger RNA, 3685 nt
Organism: Photinus pyralis (common eastern firefly)
Lineage: Eukaryota; Metazoa; Arthropoda; Insecta; Coleoptera; Lampyridae
Exons: 5
Coding region: 1686-3587 (633 amino acids)
Source: RefSeq, a predicted model, not a curated record
AUUUUUCCUGGCUUCGUUACUUUGCCCCUUUUUCCUCUACUGUUUCAACAUUGACGCCAGGUUUGUUAGCCCCAUGGAGAAGCAAUAUAACAAAAGUGAAAAGCUUCGUACCUAUUUGUGCUCAAGAUUAGGUGUUUCGUGUUGUCAAAUUAAAAAAAGUUUUUCUGGUUUCUUUCACAGCUCUUCCUGUAUGAUUCUCCGUUAGGGGGUGUUCUGUAAAACCUUGGAGAAAGAAACUUAACUGUGAAUUUGUAUACUAAUCACACUUCUACUUGGCUACUAGGAUAAGACUAAGAUACUCAUCCAUGGCUGUAGUAAGCGUUUAGUUUAGUAUUUGUCAAGUGAUCAUGUUGUAGUACGCAUAGUUAAAUCACUCCCGACUGUGAAGCUGUUUGUAAGGUAAAUGUAUCUGAUGUUUUUAUAGUGGGUGUUUCUAAAAGGAUAUUUUCUCCUAUUACUUUAUUUUUUUAGACAUUUGGCAACUGUGUAUUGGAAUGUUAAUAUGCAUUAAGAGGCGCAUUCAAUUGUUUUGUAUGGCUCCUAGUGUAACCGGAAAUGAAAACUGUUAGGUGGGACCCCUCUGUAUAUUAUUCUUACAUAUUUCGAUUUAACGUGACAUUUAUAAUACAAUGGCACCUCAUAUGUCGACUGUUGACAUUUUAAUUUUAAAUAUGUGCCAUUACCAUGUUAAAACAGUCCAUUUUUAGUCGAGGAGACUUUUAAAAAUCGGUUUUUUAAAAGCUUCGCAUAUGAUAAUAAAUAAGUCAAUUUUUAAAGAAACAUUUUUUUUACCAAUAAUUUGACACAUACCUACUGAAUAUUUUUAGUUCUAUCUACACUAGGAAAGCUAAAAAGUGUAAGUAGGAGGUGCCUAAAAAUGUUCAAAAAAUCCGUCUUGAGACUUCUAACAAGUCCUGCAGAUUUUGUAUUCGGUUUAUAGUUAUAGUUCUGGCACCUGAGGCAAGAAAAAUCUUUACGUUCUUUUCUAUAGCGAUCAAAUAGUAAUAAUCAGAUGUGCUCCGCAUGAGCAAUUUGCAAUUUUCUUAAUAAUUUAUUACCUGAGCCAAAAUCAGUGGUAUUGACUUUAUAUGAAAAGUCAAUUUAUAUAAGGACCUGACGUAAGGUCUUCUUACACAUAGGGUGAAAGCUCUAGCGCACAGCACCUUCAGCAGAAUAAUAAAAUAACGGGCCCUGCAUGCUGUAUCCAUAGCAAUUGCAAACAGUACGAAAGUACAAUUUUCAAACACAAACGUCAUGCCUGAAAGUUUUGACAGUUAAGCUCUGACAAAAGUGGAGUGUGUGGUUGCGGUGGUAUUACCUCGAGCUAUAUCCGUCCACUAAAACCUUGUAUAAGUCUUAUUUAUCUAUACCGCAAACAGAUUGAAUGUAGCAAAAUUGUAUGUAGAUAGAGUGUGGAUCAAUCAAACUUUCAGAAUGGAUAAUGGGAAUAUUGUACUAUGGUCAUGGAUGAAGUUUUAGUUGCAGCUGCCGAAAAUCAUAGUCUAUCGACCGAUUUUAGGGAAAAUAUUGGAUAAGGCAGCACAAAAUAACUUCGUUGGGAAAAAUAGUUCUCUAUACGAAAUGUGUUCGCCUUUGUAGAAUUCUAUUUUAUCAAGAAUCGUUCAUAGUUUCACAGUCUUGACAGUCCUUAUUUCGGUUCAACCCAACACUUAAUUUCGAAUGGAAUGUUUGUAAGAAUAAGCGUCGUUGUGUUUUUGAUAUCAUUUAUAGUGGUCUACAUUAUUUAUACCCAAACAUACCAAGAACUCAUCUCAAGAGCGAGCAAGAUAUCGGAUGGUAGCCAAUAUAACGUUAAUGGUGAUUCGUAUUUGGUAUUCAGUCCAAAAUGCAAAAUACCAAACGUAAAACCGUUCAACAAAGAUACUGAUGGAUUUAAUAUUUUUUCAUUCUACCAAAAAUGUACUAUUUACCCACUGUUGUCCUUUCUAACAAUAGAAAAAAAUCAAGCAAUUUUACACAUCAACCGAAGUGCUGCACCGUUUUACAGUCCGUACUAUAUAUCAUGCUGCUACAGUUACAUUAAAAGAAGCUUCGACGUUAUCGACCCCGAUAACAAAAUUGAAUUGACACCAUGUAUCACUUUCUACAGCAGUGUGCAAUGCUCCCAAGAUACAAUACUUGUAAAGUGCGUUGUAGCUAAGACGAAUACAACUGUAUAUAAAAACAUUCACGCACCUAUUACAAUAAAGGAAAGUGUAGUAAGCAAACUGAGCAAAAAUGAACGUGUAAGCGUUUUAUGCAUCGGAAUUGACAGCGUCUCACGGCUGCACUUCACGCGCGCCCUACCACUGACUUACGCUCAUUUACGAAAAAAUGACUGGAUAGAGUUUCGAGGCUACAACAAGAUUGGAGACAACACUUUCCCUAAUCUAAUGGCGAUACUGACCGGAAUGAAUGAGACCAAAGCGUACGAGACAUGCAACCCGAAGAAACUGGGCUACUUGGACAAUUGCAAAAUGAUCUGGUACGAUUACCGAAGCUCAGAUUUUGUAACCGCUUACGGUGAAGACGAGGCCAAAAUUAGCACAUUCAACUUUCUCAAGAAGGGCUUUCGGCGCCCGCCGACCGACUACUAUUUUCGACCGUAUUUAAUGGGCGCAGAAAAAUGGUUAAAUGUCACGAAAAUUGACGGAAUGAACUACUGCACUGGGCCCGAAUCGGCCGGAGAACGAGUUUUCGAUUUGAUUAAGGCCUUUGCCAAAACUUUCGCGACUUAUCUCUACUUUGGAUUUUUCUGGAUGAAUUCCUUCAGCCACAAUUAUCUGGGAGCGGUUUCACGGAUGGACUAUAAGCUGCAAGAACUUCUCCGUUAUCUCCAGGAAAAUUACUUGUUGGAUAACACCAUUGUUUUCUUCUACAGCGACCACGGAAUUCGCUUUGGCGAUUUCAGGUAUACCACGACCGGAUGGCUAGAAGAAAGGUUGCCGUUUCUUUUUGUGCACCUACCGCGCAACUUUCAAGAGAAAUACCCAGCCAGUGUUGCCAAUUUAAAAUUGAAUAGUAACAAACUGACGACACCCUACGAUUUUUACAUGACGCUGCAGGAUAUUUUGUUAAUGAGCAAAACUAACUAUACAGUGAAGCCGAGCAGUGGAUGCCCCGCUUGCCGGUCAUUUUUCACACCGAUCAGUGAGGACCGAUCGUGCGAGGAGGCAGGUAUCACCCAGCAUUGGUGCACCUGUAGAGGGUACAAGAAAUAUCCCGAAAAUCACACAUCCGUGCAGUUAGCCAUACAGUACGUACUUCGCCAAAUACACGAGACAAUACGAUCUUAUAAACAUGAAUCCAAAAAAUGUGCCAAAUUCAAGUUAUACAGAGUAAUGUCGUCCAGUAUUUCAGAGAAUUAUUUCGAUAACAAUACAUAUCUUUUAUUGAUGAUUAAACUUAUACCACAGACUAGGACUGCGCUAACACCUUCGUCCGUAUUCGAAGCUACAGUUAGUGUAGAGAAAAAUCGGACGUAUAUUUUUCGAUUGCACGGUACCGUUAGCCGUCUUGAUUAUUACGAAUCACAUAGUAAAUGUGUCAAUGAUAGUAAUUUAAAAAAAUAUUGUUAUUGUAGAUGAUUACGAGUAAGAUAAUUCUACUAAAAGUGCUCUUAAUAUGUUCCAAACGUUUUAUAUAUGCUCGCCUAUAUCAAUCGAAUAAAUUAUUCUUAAGUCAG